Molecule: messenger RNA, 1423 nt
Organism: Octodon degus (degu)
Lineage: Eukaryota; Metazoa; Chordata; Mammalia; Rodentia; Octodontidae
Gene: Scn1b
Product: sodium voltage-gated channel beta subunit 1
Exons: 6
Coding region: 152-808 (218 amino acids)
Biological process (GO): sodium ion transport; regulation of heart rate by cardiac conduction; cardiac muscle cell action potential involved in contraction
Cellular component (GO): voltage-gated sodium channel complex
Molecular function (GO): sodium channel regulator activity
Source: RefSeq, a predicted model, not a curated record
GGGCCGCGCCCCCCCUCGCCGGUCCCAGAGCCGCAGCUGCUGCGCCCGCGCGCUCCCGGGGACAUUCUACCCGCCGCCCGGUCCCGCUGCCUCUCGCCCCGCUAUUAAUACCGGCGGCCCGGGAGGGGGGCGCAGCGCGCGCGGCGCAGCCAUGGGGACGCUGCUGGCCUUCGUGGUCGGCGCGGCACUGGUGUCCUCAGCCUGGGGGGGCUGUGUGGAGGUGGACUCGGAGACCGAGGCUGUGUAUGGGAUGACCUUCAAAAUCCUGUGCAUCUCCUGCAAGCGCCGCAGCGAGACCACGGCUGAGACCUUCACCGAGUGGACCUUCCGCCAGAAGGGCACGGAGGAGUUUGUCAAGAUCCUGCGCUACGAAAAUGAGGUGCUACAGCUGGAGGAGGAUGAACGUUUUGAGGGCCGUGUGGUGUGGAACGGCAGCCGGGGCACCAAGGACCUGCAGGACCUCUCCAUCUUCAUCACCAAUGUCACCUACAACCACUCGGGUGACUACGAAUGCCACGUCUACCGCCUGCUGUUCUUUGAGAACUAUGAGCACAACACCAGCGUUGUCAAGAAGAUCCACCUUGAGGUGGUGGACAAAGCCAACAGAGACAUGGCUUCCAUCGUGUCUGAGAUCAUGAUGUACGUGCUCAUUGUGGUGUUGACGAUAUGGCUGGUGGCGGAGAUGGUGUACUGCUAUAAGAAGAUCGCCGCCGCCACGGAGGCUGCUGCACAGGAGAACGCCUCAGAAUACCUGGCCAUCACCUCAGAGAGCAAGGAGAACUGUACUGGUGUCCAGGUGGCUGAGUAGCCCUGGCCCUGGGCUCCGCCUCAAGGAAGAGCCAGCUCUAGACAAGGACAUCUAGGCAUGCCUGCCCCCAAUGGGGGACAGCGUCCAGGGGCCUCCCCGUGCCUCAGAGUCCUGCCAGCGGAGCCGCCAGGGUGGGAGGGGACACUCCUCAUCCAGCCUUCCUUCCUGCCCCGCCGCCCACCCACCGCCAUGCAUGAUGGGUAAAGCAAUACUGCCGCUGCCCCCACCCCUGCUUCUGCUGCCUGUUUGGGGAGGGGGCGGCGAGGCGGGGGCAGUGGCUCCAUACCCCUUCUUCUUGCUGAUUUGCACACAUCGGCCCGCUUCAGACGCGCACUGCUGGGGCCAACCCCUCCCUGCCUGGCUGGGGGUUGUGAUGAGGGCCCAGAACAGUUUGGGGCAGGGGGUUCUGGCCCCACUGCGACGCCCAGCAUCAUGUGCCCUCCUGCUUCCUCCGGCUGGACCUGGGGUCCCCUCUCCCUGUGAUGCACUCUGGCCCCGGCCCCACCCGCCCUCUCUCACCAGCCUUCGACUGUGGCCUCUCAGAGGGGGGCCGUUCUGCCUCGUCUCUCUUUACAGAAGUAGUUUUGUUCUCGAAAUAAAGAUUCUUGGACUUGA